UUCUUCUCAACUUAACCAUUCAUGGUGACUGACAAGUCAUGAUAAUUUUUUAUAAAACAAAUAGUUAUUCGCAAUGGACGAUUCGUUUUUCGGAUUUGAUACAACUACAAGUUUACCGGAUGAUGAUGGCAGUGAUGGGCGAAUUGCGGAACCCCCGGAAGAGGAGUACGACGCCCUUAAUGAUGAGACGUUCGGUUCAGCCAUAAACGGCGACUGGGAGGAAGCCCACGAAACGCUUGUCCUACUUGGCGGCAACGGCGAAAAAGCUCGUAAAGAUUUUAGAGAUCAAGACCUUAGCGGUAAUGGUGCUUUUUUUAAUCGACAGCAGCGUGGGUUUCAGAGUGGGAGCAUCGACGACUUAGAUUUGGAACUAAAUUUAUCGUCAAUAAAAUUAGAUGACGUCGAUUUAAGUACGUUCGGUGAAACCGAUGGAAGCAAUCGCAUUAAGUUGGACUCAGGCGUCUGGACUAACAAUCCCCCCUUUCCAAUGUCCAGCAAUCAAAAUCUUUUCCGAGACAACUUUCGCAGCGCAUUUAAGCCUCAGCCGCAGGCAGCCGCAACGGUAAUGGCAAUCACACAAAUAAAGCCACUGCAGGAGGCAAAUGCCAAUUUUGGGAUACCGCCGUUGCCAACAGCCGCGACAGCUAAAAUCUCAACACUUGAAGACAUUGAACGUAAUUUAAUCAUACAACAGGCAGUACCCAAACCACAACAACAACAACAACCACAACAACAGCUACAUCAGCAGCAUCCACAGCCUCUGCACCAACAGGAAUUGAAUUUAACUAAUCGGCAGCAUUUGGUGGUAACGCCAACAUUAGCGCAACACCAACAACAGCUACAAAAGCAACCGCAGCACAAGGCCCCUCCUGGAUUUUUAGCCGCGCCUCAAACACCGCCACCAAGGCAAAAUAUGGGUUUUCAUGGUCCACAUCCGAUGGGUGGAUCCGGCCCAGGACCGGGUCUAAUGCCAACGCCGCAAUCACAACACCAACAGUUAAAUGGAAUCAGUGCGAAUCGUGUGCCGCCUGGGUUUAUGUAUCAAACUGGCCUAGCUACGAAUCUGCCACAGCAUGCAUUAUUGCAACAACAUGUUUUGCCGGCCAAUUUUCCACGUCCACUGCCAAAUCCACAUUUACCCACGGCGCUUAACAACUUUGCCAUGCAUCCAAGCUUCAAUGCGAUGCGCGCAGUUGGCAUGCAUCCGGCGGCUUAUAUGCAGCCUGUGCUACCGCCACGCCUACCUCCACACAAUCUGCUUAAUCAGCAACCCAACUCAAUGUAUAACAUGUUUAAUAUGCGACUGGUUCAGGAAAUUCAACAGAAUCAUCCGCUUCUUCAGAAUGCGGCAGUGGUUCGUCAACAGCAGCAAAGUCGACCCGGCGAACGCCAAAAACAGCAGCAGCAGUCGGUUCCUCAGCAGAUGCAACAACAGCAACAGCAACAACAGCAAAUCAAUCGCUAUGGCGGCAACCUGCCUCAAGAAGAAUUCGACGAUUACGCCAAUCUGAUGAGCACACGCGAUAAGCAUUGGCUAAUUGGAAUCCAGCUAUCACAGCUGAACACGGACACACCAUACAUUGACGACUACUAUUACACGGUACACAGGCAGCGUAAGAAUGGUCAGGUUCGUCAUAGUCAGGCACACAAGGACAACCAACUAAAUCAUCCACUGACGCAGCCCCGGGGUCAUGCGCAGCUUAUUCUGGUUCAGUUGGGCAACAAAAAUGGCUCGCGUAACGGCCAACAACAUCGCGAAAGGCGCAACUCGGACAAUACGAGCAGCAGCAAUGCCAGUGGCAUUACAAACAGUGGCAACAACAGCAACGCCCUAUCUGGAUAUAUAUUUUCUCCCUUGAAGUUUGAAAAUUCUCUGGGCAAGUUACAGUAUGGAAGUGUUACAGCACCCCGCAAGAUUAUUGAUGCUGAAAUCAUGGGGAGUGACACAACAACUGCGGACAAUACUGUAUCAGCAUCAUCUGCUGCUAGACAAAGCACUGAGAAAAGCAAUGAAGGUCAAGGUGAGGUGAUCCUUGUGCCGAGCAGCAUGCGAAAAUCGCGACACAUUUUGCUACACAUAGAGACCCUAUAUAGGUAUCUGCUUAAGUUGGAGGACUUGGAGAGUCCCGAGGUAAUGGCAACAAUUAUUUUAAAAAAGAAAAAGGAGAGCGAACGCAUAGCUGCUGUGGAGCAACUUGAAAUGGCAAAUAAAACACCUGAAGAGCGUGCGGCUGAAGCAAAUAAUCCGCAAUCUAUGAAUCCAGCGCUAAAAAAUAAAUUCAAUUAUGAAAUCGAGCCGCGCGAUAUUUUAGUGAGUAAACUGAAAGCAGGCCUCACUUUUAAUAAGGUUGUAUCCAUGAUGAACGUGCGCAAAGGCAAGAUACUAUUACGUCGGAUUAUGCCAUUUAUUUCUGAUCAGACAAUACGCUGGACAGUUUGGAGUGGUGUAUUCUGUUCACUGCAAAAUGUUGUUAAAAAAGAUCGAGAAGAUUUGGAAGGUUGUCUCUAUGCGCUUUAUCCGGAGUUUAAAAAUCAAAUACAUGAAGCGAAUUUAGAAACAAUUAUCAACAUUUCAACUGCGUUUACAAUGAAUGAUAAAAAGAUGUCGGGCAUUUUCUGUAGUCGCUUUGGCAUUCUAUCACUUGUCGGAAUUAUACUACGGGUAGAAGCCAUUUACAUUUCAAACCUCGAUUCAACGCUUACCGAGGAGAACCGACAAAAAUGGCGUGAGUUUCUUGCGCAGGUUGCUUCCUGCCUUAAUCGCACCAUACAAAAUCAAACCAUCUCAGCGGCAAUUGAGUCUGAUGCAAUUCAACCCAUGAUGAAUCACUUUGCGCGUUUCAAAGACUUGAAACUAGAUGCGCUUCUAGCUUUAAUUACCCAAGCUAAACAUCAAAUUAAUUAAACGCAGGCAUUAUUUCCUAUUAUUUUUCAUAAAUUUUGGGAUGAGAAAGUUAUAAAAAAAAUACCCUUGUAUGAGGUCUGACAUUAAUGUUGUCUUAUUCAGCAGUUAAUAUAUAUGUUUAAACUAUGCAUUGUUGUAUUGUUUAAUUUUACAUAUACAAUUUGCGACACGCGCACAAUUUGUAAAAGAAAUUCAUUCACACACAUACAUGUACAUAUAUCACUGGCAGAGCUCAUACAUAUAAAGAAACGUAAAACAAAAUAUAAAAGUACUCGUAAAAAAUUAAAUAACCAUGUAAACAAUUUCAAAACAAACAAAAAUCCACGUUUAUUUCAUCAAUAGACUUUGUGCACCUAAAAAAUCAAAAU
Messenger RNA from Drosophila hydei, 3273 nucleotides. It is a transcript of the gene Patr-1, whose product is annotated as protein PAT1 homolog 1. Bases 74 to 2905 code for a protein of 943 amino acids. Lineage: Eukaryota; Metazoa; Arthropoda; Insecta; Diptera; Drosophilidae. Gene Ontology annotation, cellular component: P-body. The transcript has 5 exons. Gene Ontology annotation, molecular function: RNA binding. The record is from RefSeq and is a predicted model, not a curated record. Gene Ontology annotation, biological process: deadenylation-dependent decapping of nuclear-transcribed mRNA; P-body assembly.